Wyeomyia smithii (pitcher-plant mosquito) is the source of this 6640-nucleotide messenger RNA. RefSeq lists its product as uncharacterized. Lineage: Eukaryota; Metazoa; Arthropoda; Insecta; Diptera; Culicidae. Gene Ontology annotation, molecular function: nucleic acid binding. The coding region runs from base 1 to 6081 and encodes 2026 amino acids. Gene Ontology annotation, biological process: DNA integration. The record is from RefSeq and is a predicted model, not a curated record. The transcript is spliced from 2 exons.
AUGGCUAGUUACGGGAACGACUCGCAAGUGGAAAACAAUUGUGCUUUAUGUGCUCAACCCGACGAACAUGACGAUAUGGUGGCGUGUGAUUCUUGCCACUUAUGGCACCACUAUUCAUGUGUAAAGGUCACUGCUAGUGUUCAAGAUCGGAAAUGGCACUGCCCCUCCUGCGAGCCCCUUUGCGAGAGCCGAACAAAUAAAGUUCAAGAAAAGGAUAACGAAAACAAUUUUCCUAAUUCUAACGUCCUAGGUGUCCAAAUGAGGAGUGAAAAGUCUUUGGCCAAUAGUAAAAGCUCUCGUAGAUCUAAAAAGCUAAUCGGGGAAAGCAUAACGUCCAGCACACGUGUUCGCUUGGAACUGGAAUUGAAAGCGGUAGAAGAACAACGCCUUUUGCAAGAAGAAGAGCUGGCGGAAGAAAUGAAGUGGAAGGAAACGCAACGAAAACUCGAAGAGGAAUUUCGUGAAAAGGUGUUGGCAAUCGAAGCAAAGCGGAUCAACGAGGAAAAAAGAGCAUUGGAGCAGAAAAUGGCAGAUGAGAGGGAGUAUAGAAGGCAACAGAUGGCGAUAAGAAAGCAAUCGGCGGAGGAGAAAAACAAGCUUAUUCAGCAGGCUUCCGAGUACAAUAGCAGUCAUGGUAGUAUUACCAGUAGCGGUGUUAGUUUUACCAAAAGUAGGGACAAGGUGAAAGAUUGGCUGAAAAAUACAAACCAGCAGAUAGAGGGAACAAAACAAGCUUCCACGUCAGCAGUUAAACCCAGCGCAGAUCUAAAUCAAGUAGUACCCUUAAAUCGUGCAAAUAAGAAAACGAACACUGUGAUUAAUUCGCAACUUCCAACCCCUAAUAAUGUCGUCUCUCAACAUGGUGAUGUUGUUAAGCCAUCAGUUAGUCAGAGAGUACAAGAAACACAAAAUCAAACGAAUCAAUUAAAUAAACCAAACAAUUAUAGUAAAGAAACGUCAAAUAUAAGUGCUAGGUCGCGAGUGCAAGACUAUGCUUCGGAGAUUUGUUCCGCAAUUGAAUCUGAGAACAAUUUCGAUAGGAAUAAUUAUGUUGAUCAUAGCCAAUGUGGUCCAACAAAUAGUCAGGUGGAAUAUGAGGCCAGUGACCAGCAAUCGAUUCAGCACAAUCCAGAUAAAAUCCGGGAUCGCAGGAAUAAUAACCUCGAAGGCCCAACGAGCCGACAGUUAGCUACUAGACAGGUUAUCGGGAAGGAUUUACCGAUAUUUUCGGGCAAUUCAGAUGAGUGGCCAAUAUGGAUUAGCAACUUUCAACGGUCCACGACAAGUUGUGGAUUUUCUGACGAUGAAAAUCUUAUCCGUCUCCAACGCUGCCUAAAGGGUCCAGCCCUUGAAGCAGUACGAAGCCGUUUGCUUUGUCCGGCAGGUGUACCACAUAUAAUUAAAGCCUUGCAGAUGCGUUACGGACGACCAGAAACACUGAUUCGUGGUUUGACGGAACGGGUUUGCAGGUUGCCACCACUAAAAGCCAAUGAUCUGGAGAGUAUUAUAGAAUUCGGACUGGCGGUGGAUAACUUGGUACAACAUCUCAAAAACGUUGGGUAUCAAACACAUCUGUCCAACCCAUCACUAUUGCAGGAUUUGGUAGGAAAAUUACCGGUCGAUUAUCGUCUAAAGUGGGCAGCAUUCAAAAGCGAAAAACAAGAUGUGGAUUUAGGUACGUUUGGACAGUUCAUGUCUAAUCUAGUCGAGCUUGCUUACAAUGUGGCAGAUGACAUUCCUUGUGCAAAAUCUCAAAAAUCGAAGUAUCGGGAAAGGUCGUUCGUGCACACUCAUGCAGAGACAGGACCUUCGUUUAAAAAUGAAUUACACAGUAAACAGACGUUAACCGGAAGACUGCCAAAAAAACCGUGUGCAGUUUGCAAUGCAGAAAGCCACCGAGUAUCGGAGUGCAUCAAAUUUAAAGCGAUGAAUAUAGACGGAAGGUUGAAGGCGGUACGUGAGUUCCGGCUCUGCAGGUCGUGUCUAAAUUGCCACGGAAAGUGGCCUUGCAAAACAGCAAAAGAAUGUGGAACGAAUGAUUGUCGCCUAAAACACCACCCCCUUUUGCACUCUCCGAGCACAACAGUACAGGCAGCCAUAUCGACAAGUCAUCUGAGCGAGUUGAACACAAUUAGCGGACCUUUUUUUAGAAUUAUUCCUGUUACACUAUACGGAAAGAAUUGCAAAAUUGACAUUUAUGCAUUUGUAGACGAAGGGUCACAAAUAACUUUGUUGGAAGAUUCGGUCGCAGACCAGCUGGGAAUAGUGGGAUCUACUGAGCCGCUCAAUUUACAAUGGACCGGUAACAUCAAACGCUGCGAACCCAAAUCUAGGCGGAUUAGUAUGGAAAUUUCUGCUUGUGGAACUUCGAAACAAUAUGUACUGGUGAAUGCACGUACAGUCGGCGGAUUGCUCCUUCCAUCGCAAAGUAUGGAUUACAUGGACAUGUCAAAAAGAUUUCCACACUUGCGUGGUUUACCUAUCCAUAAUUAUUCGAAUGUGUCGCCAAAACUCUUGAUUGGUCUUGACAACUUGAAACUCACCGUACCACUGAAAAUACGGGAAGGAAAGUGGAUGGAUCCAAUAGCCGCGAAGAGUCGUAUUGGGUGGAGUGUUUACGGCUGCGCGACAGAGCCGCAGUCGACAGUUGUCUGUGGGUUUCAUGUUGGAGGAUGGACCGAUCCAGAGCAAGAACUCAACCAACUAGUACGAGAUUACAUCACACUGGACGACGCUGGUGUAAAAUAUCCUUAUGCUCCACAGGAGUCCGAUGAAGAUAGACGUGCUCGAAUAAUAAUGGAGUCUACUACACGCAGAAUCGAUGGAGGCUUUGAAACGGGCUUGCUUUGGAAAUGUAACAACCCGACGUUUCCGGAUAGUUACGGAAUGGCGUAUAAACGGAUGUGUUCUCUAGAAAGACGUCUCAGUAAAGAGCCAGUUCUUUAUGAUCGAUUUAGGCAGCAGAUUCGCGACUACGAAGUAAAGGGAUAUGCACAUAAGGCUACAGAGAAUGAAAUUGCGACGACUGAUCCUGCGAAAUGUUGGUACUUGCCUUUGGGGAUUGUACUGAACCCAAAGAAACCGAAUAAGUUAAGGCUAAUCUGGGAUGCAGCGGCCACGGUCAACGGUGUUUCACUGAACUCUACAUUGCUAAAAGGUCCCGAUUUGCUGACAGGUUUGCCGUCGGUCAUGAGCACCUUCCGGCUAUAUCGCUUUGCCUUAACAGGCGAUAUAAAAGAGAUGUUCCAUCGCUUUGUCAUACGGACUCAAGACCGUCAGUAUCUAAGAUUUCUGUUUAGGGACAACCCAGACCAAGAGCCAGUGGUUUAUGUUAUGGACGUCGCUAUUUUUGGAGCUUCGUGCUCCCCAAGUAGCGCUCAAUACAUUAAAAACGUGAACGCCAAAGAAUUCGAAGCAAAUUUUCCACGAGCAGUAGCAGCCAUCGUUCAUCGUCACUACGUAGAUGACUACUUAGACAGUUUCGGGACGUCGGAGGAAGCCAUCAAAGUUGGAAAAGAGGUGAAGAAGAUUCAUGCAUACGGCGGAUUCGAAAUCCGAAACUUCUUGUCGAACGAUCCUGCGAUUGCAGCUCAAGUAGGAGAAGAAUCAUCUGCAGUUGAAAAAGAGAUCCGAUCGGAAAAAGAUGAGCGAAUCGAAUCAGUACUGGGCAUGAAGUGGAUACCGAGCAGUGAUACUUUUACCUAUACAGUUGCCCUUCGAGACAACCUCAAACACGUACUGGAGAAGUCUCAUGUUCCGACUAAACGGGAAGUCUUACGAACCGUGAUGAGUUUCUUUGACCCAUUGGGACUGAUUUCGUUUUUCCUGAUUCAUGGGAGAAUUUUGAUGCAGGAUAUAUGGGCGGAAGGUAUUGGAUGGGACGACAAAAUAACCGACAAGCUGAGAGUGAAAUGGAGAGAUUGGAUCGAUCUCGUUCCACAACUGAACGAUAUAAGAAUUCCGAGAUGCUAUUUUCUGGACGCUGUUGAGGAAACGUACUCAUCUUUACAAGUUCACGUCUUCGUUGACGCAAGCAGAUCCGCCUACGCUUGUGCAGUAUAUUUUCGAGUGGAAACGCCACAUGGGCCGGAGGUUCAGCUUGUAAAUGCAAAAUCAAAGGUAGCACCGUUGAAAAUGCAGACUGUUCCACGGCUUGAACUUCGAGCUGCUGUUCUAGGAUCUCGUCUACUUCAUAGUGUUUUAUCAAUGCAUGCUCUCCCAGUGGUAAAGCGUGUACUGUGGUCUGACUCUAGCACCGUGCUCGCUUGGAUUAGAUCGGACCAGCGACGAUAUCAUCAGUAUGUGGGGUUCCGAAUUGGAGAAAUUUUAACAUUGACCGAUGUUAGUGAAUGGAGAAAGAUUGGCUCGUCGUUGAACGUGGCUGACGAUGCAACUAAAUGGGGUUCCGGUCCAAGAAUCAGCUCAGACAACCGAUGGUUUCACGGACCAGAUUUUUUGAGGCAACCUGAAAAAUGUUGGCCAGGUAAGGAUGAACCAGUUGCUCCAACGAAUGAAGAGCUUCUUGUUUGUAAUGUACAUUGCAACAUACAGGAACCAUUGAUCGAUACAAACAGGUUCAGCACAUGGGUUAAGCUUCAUAGAAGUGUGGCUUAUGUACUCAGAUUUGUCAAAAAUAUUAAAUCCUUGAAAAGGAACAAAAUGUUGGAUGUCGGAUAUCUGACACAAGAUGAAUUGAUGAGCGCGGAACAAUUAUUAUGGAGACAAGCACAGAGAGAGAUAUUUGCAUCAGAGAUAAGCAUUCUAGAAACAACCAUGGGAGAACCUGAAGAUAGACAUCGAAUCCUGCCAAAGUCUAGUGCAAUCUACAAGCUUUGGCCGUUCAUGGACAAGAACGGAGUCAUACGCAAACGUAAUCGGUUGGGCAACGCAGAAUGGAUACCGUAUAAGACCAAGUACCCGGUUAUAUUACCGAGCAAACAUCCAAUCACUUUUCUUAUAGUCGACUCAUUCCAUCGUCGCUUUCGUCAUUGCAAUCGGGAAACCGUCGUGAACGAGCUGCGGCAACUUUACGAAAUCCCAAAAUUAAGAUCACUGGUUACAAAAGUUUCGGAAAGUUGUAUUUGGUGUAAAGUUCUUCGUGCACAUCCAAGCCCGCCACCAAUGGCACCGUUGCCAAAAGUCCGAUUGACGCCAUAUAUACGGCCGUUCACUUACGUAGGAGUUGACUAUUUUGGUCCAGUGCCAGUAAAGCUCGCUCGAACCAUCGUCAAGAGGUGGAUAGCUCUUUUUACUUGCCUGACUAUUCGCGCUGUGCACCUGGAAGUUGUUCACAGUCUAUCGAAGGAAUCUUGUGUCAUGGCAAUAAGAAGAUUCGUAUCCCGACGUGGUGCACCGGCGGAGAUAUUCAGCGAUAAUGGGACAAAUUUUCAUGGAGCGAACAAUCAACUGAAGCGCGAAAUAGAAGACCGAAACAAUCAUUUAGCUGCGACCUUCACGAACACAACAACUCGUUGGAAUUUUAACCCACCAGGCGCGCCACAUAUGGGAGGUGCGUGGGAACGAAUGGUUCGCUCAGUAAAGACUGCAAUAGGCACCAUACUGGAAGCCCAACGACGUCCAGAUGAUGAGAUUCUGGAGACCGUGAUCAUUGAAGCGGAGGCGAUGAUAAACACGAGACCGUUGACGUACAUUCCUCUGCAAUCAGCCGAUCAGGAAGCUUUAACCCCCAACCAUUUUCUUCUGGGUAGCUCAGAUGGAGUUAAACAGCAUACCGUUAUGCCUACGAAUUAUCGAACAACUUUGAAUAGCGGAUGGAAACUUGCUCAACACUUGUCGGAUGGUAUAUGGAAGAGGUGGAUCAAGGAAUAUUUGCCGAUCAUAUCGAGACGUUCAAAAUGGUUUGAAGAUGUAAAGGAAAUCGAGGUAGGAGAUCUGGUGCUGAUUGUGGAUAGUACUGUACGGAAUCAGUGGAUAAGAGGCAAGGUGAUCAAAGUCGUCAAAGGAAAGGAUGGACGUGUCCGACAAGCCUUAGUGCUGACAACUAAUGGAAUCGUCAGACGACCGGUUGUUAAGUUGGCGCUGCUAGACGUCGUAAGAGAAGGUAAACCGGAAGAAGAUUGACUAGAUGGUUUACGGGAGGGGGAAUGUGACGUCGAGCACCCCUCGGCGUCCAACAGUGCCCAAUAGAUACGGGCGCAUUUCGGGCAACAAUGCAGGAUGUGAUUAUCAAGAGACGUCAUUGUUAGUGACGAGGCAGAAUUGAACGAUCAAUCGAACAAGUGAAGCUAGUGCUGGAGAGCGCUUUCUUAAAGUGCAUAUUCAUUUAUAUGGCAAGCUUAUAUUGAUUUUAAGAUUAGGUAGAUACAGUGGAAUAGAAAGGGUAACCUAGUUUAACCGUGAGUAGAUUACUCGGUUCAUUAUAAAAUGUUAUAAAACUAUAUAAUUAUAAAACUUAUUCUAGAAUAUUCAUCUAACCUAAAAUUACAAUUCACAUUGUCGAAAUUAGUACGGAGGAGAAACUGUAAAAUUUUAAAGCUGAUCCAACUUGAACGGCGUUUACAAACGGGUCUGCUAGAGAAAACAGUUUUAACAAUGGUGUUACUAAGAAGUUGAAACAUAUGAUACAUGAUUCUACUUCAGCAUACAUGACACAUGAUGUACUUCAGCAGCGGUUGAAAUA